This is a messenger RNA of Sphaeramia orbicularis (orbiculate cardinalfish), 2000 nucleotides long. Its product is annotated as keratin, type I cytoskeletal 17-like. Gene Ontology annotation, cellular component: cytoskeleton. Lineage: Eukaryota; Metazoa; Chordata; Actinopteri; Kurtiformes; Apogonidae. The transcript has 8 exons. The record is from RefSeq and is a predicted model, not a curated record. Bases 67 to 1359 code for a protein of 430 amino acids. Gene Ontology annotation, molecular function: structural molecule activity.
GCACCGGCUCCAUCCAGUCCAGCCCCAGCCUUCUUCAGCUCCAUCAGACUCAGAACACCAGCAGACAUGAGCAGCUCCGUGCGCCGCUUCUCCUCCUCCAUGUCCCUGUCCUCUUUGCCGUCUCUGUCGCGCGCCCAGCGGGCCGCCAGCGUGUACGGGGGGUACGGGGGAGGGUCCGGGGGGGUCUGGGGGUCCUCCUCCGCCUCCACGGGCCUCGGCUCCGGGUUCGAUUUGGCACUGCUCGGAGGAGGAGGCGGUGGAGGAGGAGAGCGCAUCGGCAACGAGAAGGUGACCAUGCAGAACCUGAACGACCGGCUGGCCUCUUACCUGGAGAAGGUGCGCACACUGGAGUCCGCCAACGACAAGCUGGAGCGGCAGAUCCGGGACUGGUACGACAAGCAGACCCCGACUGUCCGGGACUACAGCAAGUAUGAGGCCAUCAUAGCAGACCUGCGCAAAAAGAUCAGUGCUGCCUCUCAGGACAACGCUAGGUUGAUGCUGCAGAUUGACAACGCCAGACUGGCAGCGGAGGACUUCAGAGUCAAGUUUGAGAAUGAGCUGGCGGUUCGCAUGUCAGUGGAGGCGGACAUCGGCGGUCUGCGGAAGGUCUUGGAUGAACUGACCAUGGCCCGAUCCGACCUGGAGAUGCAAGUGGAAGGCCUGAAGGAGGAGCUGGUCUACCUAAAGAAGAACCAUGAAGAGGAGCUUGCAGCCUUGCGUGGCCAAAUGAAAUCCAGUUCAGUAAACGUGGAGGUGGAUGCCUUACCGCAGGUCGACCUGAACAAGACACUAAAUGAAAUCAGGACUCAGUAUGAGGCCAUCGCUGAGAAGAACCGGCGUGAAAUGGAGGAAUGGUACAAGGUUAAGUUUGAUGAACUGAACAAGCAGGUGGCAAGUAGCACCGAGACCCUCCAGACGUCUCGUAGUGAGAUCAACGACCUUAAGAGGACCCUGCAGAGUCUGCAAAUUGAGCUGCAGUCCCAGCACAGCCUGAAAAGUGCCUUGGAGGAACAGCUGGCAGACACCGAGUCCCGCUACAGCAUGCAGUUAAACCAGCUGCAGAGCAUGGUCAACGCCCUGGAGGUGGAACUCAGCCAGGUGAGGGCAGACAUCAAGAGGCAGGCAGCAGAUUACCAAACCCUGCUCGACAUCAAGACCAGGCUGGAGCUGGAGAUCGCUGAGUACAGAAGACUGCUGGAUGGAGAGGACCUGAGCAGGACUGUUGUAAAGACAGAGGUCAAAGAAGUCAAACCUGAACCUGUGAGAACUCAGAGGACAAAGAUUGUGGUUGAGGAAAUAGUUGAUGGAAAAGUUGUUUCCCGUACAGAAGAUGUGCAAGCAUCAGUCAUCAACAAGUAGUCAUACUGGUUCAUCUAAAACCUGCUUCAAAUGUUAACUCAAUAAUAAUAAUUUUUAAAAAAAGAAAGUGGCUUUGACAGAUCUUCUUCUAUUUUCACUUUGUAACCAAAGCCUGAAAUAGUACAGUAGAAGAACUGUGCAAAACAGUCAAAUCUGAAUUACAUUUUUCUUUCACCCAUUUAUUAAAACCCACUGGAAACAGCUUCACAGAUCAGAAUCGACCUGUUCCUGAAAUUUCACUUUCAACCAUGAGGUGGCACUGUGAGCCUCACUUUUGAAACGAGAACAGCAGAGACAAAUCAGAGCUUUCUUUAUGUGGUCAUUGGAUUAACUGUGAUAUGAAUAAUAAAAGAAAACCCAGGUUCUUUUUCCACUUUGUAUCUAAAACCUGCAUUUAUGGGGCAUAUUGAGGUCAACAGCACAGAAUACUGAAUGUUUUCAAUCAAGUGCAAAAAGAAUAAAAACCUAUUUCAUGUCCCAUUAAAGUUUUCGUUUCUGUGAGUGGUCUUUUUCAGUUUCUGCAUCAGAUUGUUUGCUAUGGUGGAGAUGAAAAUGUCAAAAAAUUCUUUACAUUGUAAUGACUACUAUAUUCCAUCAAAAGUGAGCACAAAGCACAUUAAAGAUCUUGUUUCUUUCUUGAC